CGUCUUUCUCCCUGCACGUAGAUUUAAAUCCAUCAUAAGAGCGACUUUGUCUCAUGUCUGGUUAAUCUAUGGACAUUGACGAUGGAGUCAGAGGAGAGCAAGAUCUCAGUGUGGGUCUGUCGGGAGGAAAAAAUCGUUCUCGGACUGUCAAAGCGCACAACCUGCGCGGAUGUUGUCAGAGUGCUUCUGGAGGACAAGCACUCUCAGGACGGCCUCUCCACAGUUUCACUCUCCGGAUGCUCUCAGGAUUACUGCAUCGUGGAGAAAUGGAGAGGCUUCGAGAGGAUUUUACCGAACAAAACCAAGAUCUACCGGCUGUGGGUCGCGUGGGGAGAGGAGCAAGAGGACGUGAAGUUUGUGUUGGUAAAAAAUGAAGCGUCUCUGGCGAACAGCGGAGCCAGGAGCGCGGAGGCGCGCGUGGUGCCAAGCAAACACGGUCCCUGUGUUACCAAGGGGAGCGCACGCAGCUCCGUGGAUGGCAUUUCACCCGAGAAACAGCGUCGAAUUGUGAGGAAAGCCUUCAGAAAGUUGGAGAAGAUGAAUAAAAAGAGGGCGCGAGCGGCGCACAGGGACGCGUCCUCUGCGGAAAAGAUGGAAACUUUGGUUCAUCUCGUGAUUUCUCAGGACCACACCAUCCGCCAGCAGGUUCAGAGGAUUACUGAGCUGGACUCAGAGAUCGAGAAGCGCGAGGCAAAGGUGCAUUUUGACAGGAUGAAGACACAUGGAGUGAAUUAUGUGCAGGAUACGUACUUAGAGGAUAACGCUGCUUUGGAGCUAGAGGGAGACAAACUGUGUUCAGCUGAGACGCUCUCAAAGUUUGAGGAGUAUGUCCGGCAGUGUGAGGAGGUGGUCAAAAUACAAGAGGAGCUGUGGGAGCAAGAGAAACUUCUGGACAUGAUCACACAGCAGAUGCAGGAGGAACUGAACCAGCGCUGGAUGCAGCGGAGGACAGAGGAGCUGGAGAGCAAAGACGCGGAGCGCGCAGAGGACGCGGCACAUGUUCAGUGCACAGAGUCAGAAACAGAGCUGCUGCUGAGAAGAGAGAGGAUCAGGACGCAGCUAGACGUCAGUUUAUACAUCGGUCUGCGCCUCAACACGGAUUUGGAAGCUAUUAGGAGCGAUUUAGAGCUGAACGAGGAGAUUUGCGCGGAGAGGGAGAAGGAAAUGAGGGAUUUGCUGGAGAAAGUCAACACUUUAGACAUAGAGGAGGAGAGAUGUCAGCAUGGGACACAUGAUGAUGAGACGGGGAUGAUGAGCAAUUUGGAGAGGAAGAGUGAGUGGGUGGAGCAGGCCAGGGGUCUGUCAAAAGCUCACAGUGUGAACGACGACGACUCAGACACAGGCUUAAGUUCUCUGCACAGUCAGGACUCAGACAGCCAGCCUGUGUGGGAGUCUCUGGUGUAGAACAAGUCUUUAAACUACAGUCUCAGGGAUCAUAGUUUUCUGAAAUAUAUGAAAUUCACUCUUAGAUUUCUGAAUAGCGACUUUAAACUGAUCCCAUCAUGUUAAUCCCUACAUGUUCCUAUAUAUCCUUCUUAAUCUGGGUUUAGAG
Molecule: messenger RNA, 1552 nt
Organism: Cheilinus undulatus (humphead wrasse)
Lineage: Eukaryota; Metazoa; Chordata; Actinopteri; Labriformes; Labridae
Gene: rassf10b
Product: Ras association domain family member 10b
Exons: 1
Coding region: 82-1404 (440 amino acids)
Biological process (GO): signal transduction
Source: RefSeq, a predicted model, not a curated record